This is a messenger RNA of Tympanuchus pallidicinctus (lesser prairie-chicken), 1564 nucleotides long. RefSeq names its product homeobox D3 (gene HOXD3). Lineage: Eukaryota; Metazoa; Chordata; Aves; Galliformes; Phasianidae. Gene Ontology annotation, cellular component: nucleus. Bases 213 to 1454 code for a protein of 413 amino acids. The record is from RefSeq and is a predicted model, not a curated record. Gene Ontology annotation, biological process: regulation of transcription by RNA polymerase II. The transcript has 3 exons. Gene Ontology annotation, molecular function: DNA-binding transcription factor activity, RNA polymerase II-specific; RNA polymerase II cis-regulatory region sequence-specific DNA binding.
UAACAAAGUCCUAAGGAAGAAAGUCCAAAACAAAACAGCUUCCGCUGAGAGUUCUCACUUCUGUUGCAGGUCCGCGCCCAAGGAUUAUCCAAAGGAACCUGAAGAUCCUACACACACAGUUAAAGUCAAAAUUCAAGAAAAAACAAAAGUGUGGUGGCUCCCGCGGCGGCGAGUGGCCCGGGCCGACGACGUGAGGCGCAGGGCGGCGGUCAAUGAUCUUUGAGCAGGGGCCGCGGGCCUUGGCGAUCGCAGAGAGCAAGAUGCAGAAAACCGCCUACUACGACAACGCGGGGCUCUUCGGGGGCUACACGUACGGCAAAGCCGAUGCCUACCCCUACGGCGCGGCCCAGCAGCCCUACGGUGCGGCCGGCCUGGACGGCGAGUACCCCGGCUCCGCCUGCUCCGUGCAAAGCUCCGCGCCCGGCCGCGGCCCGGCCCCCAAGGGCCCCGAGCUGGGCGGCAGCUGCAUGCGAACGGCCGGGGGCGGCCCCGGGGGCAGCCAGCCCCCCGGCAUCGGCGAGCAGCAGCCCCCGGCUCUGCCGCCGUCCUCCCCGCCCAAUCCCUCCAGCGCGCCCCCCCCGAAAAAAGCCAAGGGGGGGCCCAACGCCUCCGGCUCGGCCUCCGCCACCCUCAGCAAGCAGAUAUUUCCUUGGAUGAAGGAGUCCCGGCAGAACUCCAAGCAGAAAACCACCUGCCCCCCCUCAGGAGAGAGCUGCGAGGACAAGAGCCCCCCCGGGCCGGCCUCCAAGCGGGUGCGCACCGCCUACACCAGCGCGCAGCUGGUGGAGCUGGAGAAGGAGUUCCACUUCAACCGCUACCUCUGCCGGCCGCGCCGCGUGGAGAUGGCCAAUCUGCUGAACCUGACCGAGCGGCAGAUCAAGAUCUGGUUCCAGAACCGCCGCAUGAAGUACAAAAAGGACCAGAAAGCCAAAGGCAUCAUGCACUCCCCCGCGGGCCAGUCCCCGGAGCGCAGCCCCCCGCUGAGCGGCGCGGCCCACGCCGGCUACUCGGGGCAGCUGCCCGCCGUCGGCGGCCUGGGUUACGACGCGCCGUCGCCCACGCCGUUCGCCAAGGCGCAGCAGAGCAUGUACGGGCUGGCCGCCUACACGGCGCCGCUGGGCGGCUGCCUGCCGCAGCAGAAGCGCUACGCGGGCGCGGAGUACGAGCCGCACCCCCUGCAGAGCGGCGGCGGCUUCGGCAACCCCGGCCUGCAGGGCAGUCCCGUCUACGUCGGGGGCAACUUCGUGGACUCGAUGCCGGCCUCGGGACCCGUCUUCAACCUGGGCCACCUGCAGCAUCCCUCCUCCGCCAGCGUGGACUACAGCUGCGCUGCGCAGAUCCCCGGCGGCCACCACCACGGACCUUGCGACCCCCACCCCACCUACACGGACCUCUCCUCGCACCACGCGUCUCAGGGACGGCUGCAGGAGGCCCCCAAGCUCACGCACCUGUAGCGGCCGGGCCGGCGGCGGCGAGCGGAGCGGGCUCGCCUCUAUUACCUCACUCCUCCGACGGGACGGGGCCGACGGGGCGGGUGCGUGCCCCCCGGGGCCGCCCCUUUGCU